Effrenium voratum is the source of this 1743-nucleotide messenger RNA. The record is from the annotation of a GenBank genome assembly. NCBI's taxonomy places the organism in Eukaryota, Dinophyceae, Suessiales, Symbiodiniaceae.
AUGGACAUGGAGAACCGGGUGUUGUUGCAGAUUAGCAAUGACUCCGACAAGAAGUUCACCUACGACGGUGACUACCUGCGCACGGGAGAGUGGAAGACUCCAAGGACCCAGACCAUCGAGCCCAACAUGCUGACCUGCAUAGAGUUCGAGUCGCACCAGAUAAAGGGCGUGGCCGGGGUGGCUUGGUUCGUGGACAGCGAGGACAAAGACAUCUACGUCUCGAUGGCCUUCGCCAACCCCCGGCUGCAGGAGCCCACCUUCGCCUGCUUUGUGGGCAUUCCGCCCGCGGAUCUGAAGGCGGAGCUGGACUUGGCGAAGCCGCUGGUCAAGGGCCUUCAGCAACUCUCCCCCUGCAGCCACUGCGCGUGGGUGGCGCGGCAGGUUGGGAACUUCACAGCCAUUGAAGUCUCCAUCUUCGCCAGCGACCACUUCCCGCGCUUCGUGGCCCCGGCCGCCUCCGCGGCCGCUCCCGCGGAGGCGCCGGAGGCCCCGGCAGCCCCGGCGGCCCCGGCGGCCCGGCAGGCGGAUCUGGCGCCCUCUGCGCCGCCGCUGUCCAACGUCACCGACCUCGCGGCGACCAGUACCUCGUCGGCCGGGGACGAUGACCAGGCCGCACUGAAGGUCACCCAGUUCUUCAACCAGACGCGGCCCAAGGAUGCAGCAGACGGCUUCUGGCGGGGCCUGUCCACGGCUGGGGGCGGCGUGGUGGCGGGCCUGGGCUCCAUGGUCGCCUCCUCCGUGGCGGGGUACCAGAGCGAAGGCGGUCUGGGUCUCUUGAAGGGUGUCGGUACCGGCCUCGUGGGGGGCGCCGUCAUCGCGGUCACCGGCACCGCCUGCGGCGCGGCGCAGAUCGGGCGCGGCAUCGCCAACACCCCGGAGGCCUUCCGCGGGCGCCGGGAGCAGCGAGUGUGGGACCAAGAGCUGGGGCAGUGGGUGGACAUCAACCUGGUGAAGCUGGAGGAGGAGGUGGCCGCAGAAGGCUCCGACGACGAGGGCGGCUCUGGCCACAGCCCCUCCGAGUCCGUGAAGGAGACCGAGUACUACGACUUGCUGCGGGUGAAGCCAUCUGCCAGCCCCGCAGAGAUCAAGAAGGCCUACUACAAGGAGGCCCGGGCCUGCCAUCCGGACAAGAACCCGGGGGACACGGAGGCCAACGCCAAGUUCCAAAAGCUGGCGGACGCCUACCAGGUGCUGUCAGAUCCCGAGUCCAGGAAGAAGUACGACCGAGAGGGCAAGGCGGGCAUACAGGAGGGCAAUGUGAAGAUGGACCCCUCGGUCUUCUUCUCCCUGCUCUUCGGGUCCGAGCGCUUCGAGCCCUGGAUCGGCGAGCUGCACCUGGCCAUGCAGACGGGCCAGCUUGCCAAGGCCAUGGAAAAAGGGGGUGGGGAGGUGAGCGAGGAGAACAUGGACUUGGGGGAGGACAUCAUGUCCGAGAACGGGCAGAUGGCCCUGAAGAAGCGCCAGCUGCACCGCGAGGUGCAUUGCGCGGUGCACUUGCGGGAGUUCCUGAACGAUUUGGUGUACAGGCGGGACAGCCAGGCUUUCGAGCAGCGCGCGCGCUGGGAGGCCGCGGAGCUGGCGAAGUGCCAGUUCGGCCCUGAGCUGUUGGCGGCCCUGGGGGAGAUGUACCAGCUGAGAUCGGAGAUUUAUCUGGCAGAUGAGCUGGUGGGACGCUUCUCGCUGACCAAGCAGAUGGCAGCCAUGAAGCACUCGGGUGCCUUGGCUUGGAAGGCAGCGAAGUGA